Molecule: messenger RNA, 1191 nt
Organism: Colletotrichum lupini
Lineage: Eukaryota; Fungi; Ascomycota; Sordariomycetes; Glomerellales; Glomerellaceae
Exons: 7
Coding region: 1-1191 (396 amino acids)
Source: RefSeq, a predicted model, not a curated record
AUGAUAGGAAUAGGUGCCUCAGGGACUAGAAAAGCAGGGGAAGCAAGCAAAUUGAAGCUGCUUUUCCUAGCCCAUGGACCAAGGCCCCCUUUCUCCCCCCCGGGUACGGAGUACAUCUUUCUAGGUUCUAAACAAGGCCACCACGCAUUCGAUCUGAUUCAAACCCGGGUCCUGUUUGCUUGGCUUUCCCCUCCCCAGACAAAACAUUUACCGCAACCGACUCAGUCCAUCAGGGGAUUGUCGAUAAUCGGACAGCGCGUAACAGCCGACGACCGACCAACGCGCAACUUCUCUAAGACCCGGUCUGCAUCCAACUCCCUAUCUAUUCGUACUCUACGUAUACAUACACGAAUGACUAUCUUGCCCACCCCUCCCUCAUCCCUUCCAUUGCGUCGGCCCAGGGGAGUAAGCGUCUACUUUCUUGCGCCAGAUCACGUAUUCUCCCAAGCAACCAUCCAAUCUCAUUCGCACCCGCAUCGCAUCACGUCUUUCUGUCCGCAUCUACAACAGCAAAUCAUCACUGGGCAGCAACCCCGGACCUUUUCUACCCUCGAGAAUCCGGCCCAUCACUUCCCGGCCUGUCUCGCUCACCCAUCUCACCCAUUGUCAUUUUCCGACCGCGUGCUUGAAGGUAUCCGCCUAUCGCCAAAUUCCACCGGGCCUAUAAUCCGCCUAUCCUCAACGACAUCGACGCACCUCAGCCAACUAAGUGCAUUACAGCCACCGUCCUGCAAAUCUGCGUCGCUUGACGUCUCACUCACCCACAUCCCGCUACCCGUUGCAGUCAAGUUCCUAUCCGUAUCUUUUGACGCUAUCGCCUCAUCUCCCGUCUUCACCCUCACUUCCAACCAAACUUCCAACUGUCGCCUUACGUUUUCAUCUCCCGUCGGCUAUUUCCUUCCGACCCUUUACAACCCCUCUCCCGUUGCAUCGCAUCCCACACAGGCACACACAAAUCUCGACAGCACCUCACCUCACAGGCUCACAGGCCAUAGCGCCGGCAUAACACACCCAAGUUCACACCCCUGGUCGGACUGUCGCCGCAUUUCAUUUCCAUUCAAGAUUCUCCAUCUCCUUCAAUGCGAAAACCCAGUCUUGCUUGGAACGGUCGCACCCUCGUGCUCAAGUAAUCUCGAUUUUCUGCCCGACCGAUCUCGAGAGCUCGCGCCCCGUGUCUCCAACUUUGGAUGA